Messenger RNA from Bipolaris oryzae ATCC 44560, 2013 nucleotides. RefSeq lists its product as uncharacterized. NCBI's taxonomy places the organism in Eukaryota, Fungi, Ascomycota, Dothideomycetes, Pleosporales, Pleosporaceae. The record is from RefSeq and is a predicted model, not a curated record. The transcript has a single exon. Bases 1 to 2013 code for a protein of 670 amino acids.
AUGAAAACACUCUGUCAGAGACUAGCGCAUCCAUUCCGGCGUCCUACCCACUAUUAUACGAUUGCAGCGCCUCCUCUUACGCCUGAACAGCUUCAGAGGCAACAGGAGAAGGAGAAGCAAAGAACACUGGACAAGAUCGAAAAUGAUCUGGACGAUGGGCGGGUAGGACCAAGAGCUAGCAAUUCUACAGACAGUCUUCCUGUGAUCAUUGACAGAGGUCCAUACAGGGGGUGUUUAUAUCCAAAAGAUCAACUGUAUUUCAACAGUGUCAUGCUAGCAGCGGAUUCCGAGCCAAGAUAUAUUGGCCCACCCGAUGGAGAGCUGAGGCAAGAGAUUCACAGGACCCCAACUCAGCGUCCAAAUGGCAGCGAUGAUAAAGGUCCCUCUACACAACCCGUGCCUAGCGAAUGGAUGGCCGCUUUGAGGAAUGCAAAGGGCCCGAAAGAAUGCAAGGGGCAAAAUAGCAUCAAUCUCCCACCAGCGCGUGAUAAGCCCUCAAGUAACAUGCAAUCGCCCCCGAGGCCGCCAUCGCCGCCUCGAGGACCGAUCACACCCGGCACACAGGAUUGGGACAGAUUCAUGGACUUCCCUUUAGAUAAUCCUUACCACAUAUAUCCUGAUGAUGACCGUAAGCAGUCUGAUGAGGAUCUCGCCGCUUCGAGCGCCCCGGUCUUAUCAGAAUCAACAGCUGUGACCGGAUCACAGGUCCCUUUACGAUUCCAUAACAUCUAUGUUCGUUCAGAACCUCAAUUGGGAUGUCCUGUACCGCCGAUCCCGACAAGCACCCCAAUAAAAUCGCUCGAUACCCCAUCGAUCCAAGCUGGACCGACGCAAUCACUGGCAUGGAAACCAGCAUUGAAGAGUAUUCUGUCCCAUGAGGGAGUCGACCCUGCGACAAGAGCUUCGGUUAGGGAAAGGGCGAAGCGUAGCUCCACCAUUGGAGGAUCAGAACACCAAGAGAUGACUCUUAUCCCUGCGGACGUCGGUCUUGUGCCAAAUUUCAGCUACCCAAUCGCUGCAAGUGCAUUUUAUGACCGCAUUGAUGCGGUACAGAUACCUCAUGCACGAUUGCCUCAGGAAAAAGAGCUGCGAUACGAAGAGCGGCUGCCAAAUGGUACUCGCUCUGAGCAUCAUAGUCAUGCAAGCUCAAAUGGCACACUCUAUCGUGACCCAUCGCCUUCAAACUGGCUUUUACGAGGAGGGCAGGGUAGAGGUCAUGUUGCAUUGACGAAUGGUGUUCCGCCAGGGUACUACCCACCGUCAAGCUCUAGUAGCUUCAGUGACACUGCCCCUGACCCUCGCCCGCGUUCUCCGUUUCCUCCCAAUCUAGUACCGGAACAGGUAUCUGCGUUGCUACGUUCCCUCCUCACAUCGCCAGAACUAGCGCUGCACUACCAGAUAGUCCAUGAGACAGCGCCCGUAAGUACCUCAUCUCAAUCUGAGUUCGAGACACACGCACGUCUUAUUAAGAAACUCACUACCACCAUCUAUGGGCUCCAAGACUGUAUCGCCGGACUAGAGGACAAUCUCGUACCGCAACUCAGCACAUAUCUCCAGCAAAAAGACCGCGAGAUCGAUGAUCUGGAUGUCGAAAUAUUGCGGCUCAGAAACGAAAUUACUGAGCUGGGGCGAACCGUGGACUUCAACACCAGGAUUCUGACCCAAUGCCGAAACCGCGAAUGGGAGGUCUGGCAUACAUUACUUGACAUUCAACAAAAGCGCGAAGAAAGGCGUAAUUCUCUCUCACGCGUCUUCUCCAGAGCAAGAUCGGGUACGGUGCAGCAUCCUGAGGUGGCUACCCCUAUUGCACCGCAACCCAGUGCAACUCAGACCGGGCCUGCCGGAAAUACGGACAAGGGUGUUCUCAAGAAAAAGGAUCUCGAUUCUCUCCUACUCAUGGCAAAGCAGAAUGUUGAAAUAAUUGACGAGGACAUGAAAGAAAUGGCGGAGAUGGUGCAAGCGUAUCUGACGAGGAAAAGGAAUGCUGAAAAAAAAGAGGAGGAGAAGGAGUAA